AUGCAGUGGCCUACGCCUGCACUCUUCAUUCUAGCGCUCGCUCCCCUUAGCGGUGCGCUAAUUCGAUUCCAAUGCUCCCAACUAGUAGUUCAAAGACUGGACCCCUUGGUUAACCCGGGGAUGAUUCCAGCUGCCCAUGUGCAUCAAAUCGUUGGCGGGAACUCAUUCAAUGCUACGAUGGAUCCUAAGAAGGAUAUGCCCGGAGAAUCAACCUGUACAACCUGCUCGUUUAGCGAGGACUUCUCGAACUAUUGGACUGCUGUCCUUUACUUCCAAGCAAAGAACGGCACCUUCAAGCGCGUUCCUCAGACCUCCCAGAUUGGCGGUGGUGUUGGUGGUAUUACCGUCUACUACAUGCAGGAUGCCCUGUAUGACACAGCACAAAAGUCCAAGGUUACGGCCUUCAAACCUGGUUUCCGCAUGUUUGUUGGAGAUGUUUAUGCCCGUACUAAAGCAGAAGUCGCCCAGUUCCGUCAACUAACCUACACCUGCAUGGAGAACCAAGGCACUCGCGCCCCAGAGACUCUUGAUUUCCCUAAUAAGCCCUGCAAGGCCGGUAUUAUGGUUAACGCCCGCUUCCCAACCUGUUGGGAUGGCAAGAACCUCGAUAGCCCCGACCACAUGGCGCACAUGGCCUAUCCUGCAUCUGGAACCUUCGAGAGCGGUGGUCCCUGCCCCUCCACUCAUCCCGUACGCAUGUCUCAGGUACUAUUUGAGGUUGUCUGGGAUACAUCGAAGUUCAAUAACAAGGCUGACUGGCCUGAUGAUGGAAGACAGCCGUUUGUCUGGUCGUUCGGUGAUGCGACUGGUUAUGCCAACCACGCUGAUUACGUAUUUGGUUGGAAGGGUGACGCUCUUCAGAAGAUCUUAGAUACUCCUUGCGUUGUUAACUGCGCUGGUGCUAAGACGCAAACGACUGCAAAUAUGAACAAGUGUGUGCAAAAGGCGGUAGUUGGGGAAGACAUAGACGGAUGGCUCACAGAACUUCCUGGCGGACACAAGGUCCAAUACGGCCCAUCCUCUUAG
Molecule: messenger RNA, 1026 nt
Organism: Venustampulla echinocandica
Lineage: Eukaryota; Fungi; Ascomycota; Leotiomycetes; Helotiales; Pleuroascaceae
Exons: 4
Coding region: 1-1026 (341 amino acids)
Source: RefSeq, a predicted model, not a curated record